Molecule: messenger RNA, 886 nt
Organism: Plutella xylostella (diamondback moth)
Lineage: Eukaryota; Metazoa; Arthropoda; Insecta; Lepidoptera; Plutellidae
Source: RefSeq, a predicted model, not a curated record
AAUUACAGCAACGUGUUCAACCUUUCCAUCAAAGCACGAAGAGCAUGAAAAUGUUAAGCAUUCGAAGUCACCGAGUCAAUUAUUAGAACGCUCUACAAAUGAAGAAAAUAAUAUGUUACUGAAUUGUGAAGAAGACGACUUGGAUGAAGAACUUGUAAUUGAAAAAGAAAUAACGGAAAAAAUUAAAACACCUACAGGGAAGCGAAUUAUGGAUAUCGGCUUCUUUUUUGAGCAACUUAAGACUAUUGGUAGUCAUGGGGCAAUGAACUGUGGAAUUGAAUCCCUAGACCUAAUAGGAGAAAAACGAAUUGGAUUCCACUCUAAAUUUACUUUUCAAUGCAAAAUGUGCAAUCAAAAAUUUUGCAUAGAAAAUGUUUUAAACCAGUUCGACAUUAACGUUGCUGCGGUGGCAGGCACUGUAAGCAUCGGUUGUGGCUUUUCUCAACUAGAAGAAUUUUCUUCAGCUUUAGAUUUGCCCCCACUGUCGCAACAAAUAUACCAAAAGUACCAUGACGUUGUUUCUAACAACUGGGAAAAGGAACUGGCUAUAUCCAUGGCUGAAGCUGCUGCAGAAGAAAAGGCAAUAGCCAUUAAAGAAGGAAAGGUCAAUAAAGAUGGCAUACCGCUUAUUGAUGUCAUAACUGAUGGAUGCUGGAGUAAGCGGUCUUAUAAGAAAAAUUAUUCUGCACUAUCAGGAGCAGCUGCUAUUAUAGGAAAAAACACUGGAAAAAUUUUGUUUCUUGGUGUGAAAAUAAAUAUUGUAGCAUAUGCGUCACGGAUGAGAAAAAUCAAGUUGUCAGACCACACCAGUGCUACAAAAAUUACACAGGCACUUCAACUGGUAUGGAAUCGACUAUUAUUGUUGAGGGUUUCAAGUCGUCCUUAG